Molecule: messenger RNA, 1997 nt
Organism: Pseudomyrmex gracilis
Lineage: Eukaryota; Metazoa; Arthropoda; Insecta; Hymenoptera; Formicidae
Product: centromere-associated protein E
Exons: 10
Coding region: 234-1835 (533 amino acids)
Cellular component (GO): plasma membrane
Source: RefSeq, a predicted model, not a curated record
AGCGCGAGAUCAGUUCUCUCUGCAGUUCUCCGUUGGUCGUGGCGGAAAUCAGUCGAUUGCGCUCUUGUCGCGCGUUUUUUUUUUCGUGAGGACACAGGCACACCGAACGUUCAACAUUAAAUGAAAUUCGUCGAAACGUAAUAACGCGAGCAAAUUUCAAAUAGUACUGAGUGACGGGAGUGUGUACGGACAUCGCUGUGUCUUGCGAACAACUCUUGACAAGAGAAACAACAAUGAGGCUGCCACUUCUCUUGACGUUUUUGUAUUGCUUCUGUCUUGAGAUCGGUUACACUAGGGAAAUCAGUCACGAAGACAUUAAAGAUGCGAUGCUGAGUUUGGUGCACAUGAUGCGCGAAAACACCGAGAAAUUGGAGAGACACGAAGCGAGGGAACGGCAGCUGGGCGAUCAGCUGAAGAAGACUAUAACUAUCCUGACGAAGCGCGUGUCCACCGUGGAUCUUCUGAAGGUGCAGCUGACCAAGAUGGACGAGAGAAUCGCGGGGAUAGAGCAUCUAAUCACGCAGAAAGACGAGAGAGAGCGCAUACAAAUGCAAAAGACCGCGGACAGUCUGGAGGAUCUGGAGAGCCGCCUGGAGAGCUGGUUCGCGGACGUCGAGAACAAGGUGGCGGAGAUGAACAGCCGUCCGGACACCACUUCCGCGCUGGACAACGGCCUCGCCAACGUUCUCGGCAAAUUGAACGACACCGAGACCAACUUGGUGGAAGAGCUUGCGCGACUUAAAGAGAAUCUGAAUAAUAACAUGGCAAGGAUAGACAAAGAAUCGACCAGGCUGAUGGAGAAAACAUAUACCAUCUUCUCAGAGAUGCAAGACGCGAUUGCCAGAAUUGGGGACAUCGAGAUUUCCUUGGAGAAAAUAAAGCAGAAUAUUCCGUCGGAGCGACAAGUGGAUACGAGUUCCUUUGACGAACAAGCUAAAACGUUGAUACGAGUGCAGGAGCUGCUGGAAAACACAUCUGAAAGAAUACAAGAAUUACCCAGGAUGAGCGAGGUGCAGACGCUACACAACGAGACGCAGACUGUGCUGCAAGAAGCUAAACACGAACUGAAGGACGCUAUCGCACGAAGCGCUGGCAAUACCGAGGAUAAAAUAACAGAAGGUAAAGACGAAACAAAGGACUCGAUUACGGCAUUACGGAUGGAUCUGGCAAACAACGCGGAACGCGUAAACCAAGAACUGCAAAACUUGGAAAAAGGUCAAUCGGUGAUGGUUUCCAUGGCCGAUCACGUGCUAGACACGAAGAAGAGAGUGGAAUACGGCGUGCAUCAGAUCCUGUUGGAAGUUGGCGACCUAGUGAAAUCUCAGGGUAUCAACAUCAACAGCACUCUUAGCCAGAGAUUCGAUGGGAUUUCGAACGACAUUAUGGACAAUCAGAACGGCGCUCUGGCGAAUCUUACCAGUAAGAUGGAACAGGAAAUGAACAAGGUCUGGCGACAAAUUAACGUGAUGUACCAGCAGAUGACGGAGAGCGCUCGUGCUCUGGACAAACUGCACCAACAGAACGAAGCCUACGUUAACGGCACGACGUCCACGAUGGGUGGCAUGGAAAGCAAGGUUGGCGAGAUAACAAAACGCAUGACAGAAGUGGACGAGAACUUGAAUUACCUUCUCGGCCGCCUGUCCCUGGUGACACAGGAAUUCAAUCAGAUCAAAACAGGUUUAGGAAACGCGUUGGAUAAUAUUAAAGCUUCUUUUAAAGUAGUUCAGGAGAAGACGUCGGAUUUAACUCACCCGGGUCCUCAUCCGCUCCCGAAGGACUGGAAGGAUCCGAACGAACCCGAGACCAGAAAACCAGAUGUUGUGCCUGUAAAAUAAGCCAUAUCUGAAUCUCUCAGAUCAAACGACUGGCUCAGACUAAUCUCAGUCAGCGAGGAAGGUAGCCCAUCUUCAUUCUCAGAAAAUGAAGUAACAUCCCAGCACUGCCACCAGCAUUAUCAUCAUCAUUAUAACAAUCGGGAGACGAUUGCAAUAUUAUAU